Molecule: messenger RNA, 2967 nt
Organism: Cicer arietinum (chickpea)
Lineage: Eukaryota; Viridiplantae; Streptophyta; Magnoliopsida; Fabales; Fabaceae
Product: probable methyltransferase At1g29790
Molecular function (GO): methyltransferase activity
Source: RefSeq, a predicted model, not a curated record
UGGUAACAAAUAUCUAUUUUGGCAUUCUAUAUAUUAAACGGACUAAUUAGUUGUGACAAUAUUUUUGCUGUCCAUAAACUUUAUGUUAGUUAUUAUAUGUAAUGUAAUCGAAGAUCAUCUGGGUUUUGUUGUACAUAUUUUGAUUGAUUUGACAUUGGAUACUAUUUGAUCUUCUAGGAGUGACUUAUGUUGACUCUCUUAUAGAACAAUUUUUGUUUUCACAUUAUCUAGUUUGUCUCUAUUUAGAACCACAAUUUGCUUUGCUUUUUUAUUUCCUAUUGGGCCCAUUUGGUUGUCGUCAUGAGUAGACAAUUAGUAUUUGGUACCUUCAUUCUGGAGACAUGAUUUACUGUCCUUGUUUUCGGCCCAAUAUGAUGUAAAUAUCAUUAUUUUCAUCCUUAAUUGGAUGAACUAGUUGUAAUUUGAUAUUCAAUAGAAAUUAAUGUCAAUGAAUUAUUGCCAAUCUCUAGGACAUGUACUCAUAAAACAUUUUUCUAAUGUUAUGCAAAUCAGCUGAAUUACUAUAUUUAUAGCCCUGCUUCAGCAACACAUUUAAGUACCUGUUAAGCAAUCAUAAGAAUCUGAGAAAAAAACCUUCUGAAAAUACUAUAAUUGGAAGAAAAAAAAUUACACUAUCAAUCAAUUGUAAUCAUCAAAUUAUUAAAAUUGUUUGACUUUAAAAAUAAGUAUUUUUAAAAUCACACAUUCGACAAUACUUGUAAUUCAUGGAAAGUGUAAAUUUUACUGUGUAACACAAAGAAAAUUACUCUCUUUUUGUCAUCCUAAACUAAAGGAAUUAGAUGCAACACACUAUUCAUUAAGCAUGUGAUAUUGGCACUUAAUUAUGUGUAAUCACUCAUUUUUUAUAUGCAAAAUCUGCUUCAUCCACUUCAUACUUUUUGUACUGAAAAGUGAGAACAUGAUAACAUGAAAAGUUUUUAAAUUUUAUUUUCAUAUGCAUUUCCUAGUUUCUCGCUAACAAAUAAAUAUCCUCUAGAUCUGUGUAAAAGUUCAAUCACAUUAACAAGUUGUAAUUUGUAAAUUUUGAUUAUGAUUACCUUAAGUUUAAGUUUUGUGCAUGAGUUGACAAUCACUUUUUGCUUUUUUAAAUGAAGUACUUAUUAAGCAAUCACUAGAUCAAUGCUAGAAUAAUCCAAUAGCCAGGUACUACCAAAGUUCUAUAUUUAUUAUAAUGCAUAGAACAUGGAAAUAUCAAACCUCAAUAUCCUCACUUUCAAGUUGUUCAUUUUGUUUCCCUUUAUGAUUUUCAUCUUCAAAUGAUUAAUUUUUGUGUUCUUAAUUAUUUCAACAUUAGUCUUGAUGUUAUGGAUGAAUGAAUAUUUUCUCUUUGUGAUGCAUAUGGUUAGUUAUUUCAUAAUCUGAAAUUUCACAUCUCAAACUUUUAUAAGUUAUGUGUUUUUUUUAGAAUUUUAUCUCUAUGUACUUUAUUUUUAUGCAAAAAAAAAAGCACAUGAAAUCUUUGGAUAUUCAAAGUCCUAGAAGAAUGACAAAACAAAAUUUUAAUAAUAAUAAUAAUACAAAGUUAAAAAGAUGGAAGAGUGUUUAUCUGUUUAUCUUUAUAGUUGGUUCUAUUGCUCUUCUCCUUUCUGGUGCAUCCAUGUCCAAAUUCUUCUCUUUGAAAUCAUUUUUUGAUGUUGAAUCUUUCUACACUCAUCUAACUCCUGAAGGCAUAAAUAGGAAUCAAAAUGAAGUGUUAAUGUUAACAACAGUGCAAAGUGUGAUUCAAAAAAUUCAAAAGGAACUUGAGAAAUUGAAGAAAAUAGAUCAAGAUCCAUUGUUGUCGUCAUCACAAUCUGUAUUGCAACAAGGUGUUUUUCUUUCUGACAUAUUAGGACUACUUGAGUCUAUAGAAUCAUCUAACUUUCAUAGUGAAAGGCAAAAUGAUAGUUUCGUCAUUCAUCCUUUGACGAAAGGAAAGAAACAAUAUUCUAGCGAACCUGCUAAUUACUUUCUGAGAGAAGAGAUUCGAAAAUAUAUCAGAAUCAAGCCUAAUAGAUUAAGAAAACAAAAUUUCAUAGGGGCAAAUGCAACAUUCACUAGCAUAGGACAUGCAUGUUUUGACAUGAAAGAAGAGUUAGAAGAGUACAUGAAUUAUGAUAUUGGUGAAAUAUGUAAUGAUGAUUGGAAACUAGCUCAAAAGCUUAUGGUUCAUGGAUGUGAUCCUUUACCAAGAAGAAGGUGUUUUUCAAGAGCACCUAAGUUAUAUAACAAACCAUUUUCUAUCAAAGAUUCUAUGUGGAAAAUCCCUGAUGAUAGAAAUGUUAGAUGGAGUCAAUAUAGGUGCAAGAACUUUUCUUGUCUUGCAAGCAACAAAAAUACUCAAAAGGGUUUCUUCAAGUGUGCAGAUUGUUUCAAUCUAACUGAUCAUGAGAUGCCAAGGUGGAUAAGAUUAGAUGGUGAUUCAAUUUCAAACCAAAAAAUUGAAGCUGAUUUUUUCAUAGAUGAUGUUCUUGGAAUUAAACAAGGUGAGAUUAGAAUAGGAUUGGAUUUUAGUGUUGGAACAGGUACUUUUGCAGCUAGGAUGAGGGAAUUUAAUGUUACAAUUAUUUCAGCUACUAUUAAUUUUGGUGCACCUUUUAGUGAAAUGAUAGCUCUUAGAGGACUUGUUCCUCUUUACUUGACUAUAAAUCAAAGGCUUCCAUUUUUUGACAAUACACUUGAUUUGAUUCAUACAACAAGGUUUCUAGAUGGUUGGAUUGAUUUUGUGUUAUUGGAUUUUGUAUUGUAUGAUUGGGAUAGAGUUUUGAGACCAGGAGGGUUGCUUUGGAUUGAUAGUUUUUUUUGUUUGAAGGAAGAUUUGUAUGAUUAUUUGCAAGCAUUCAAAAUGUUGAGAUAUAAGAAGCAUAAAUGGAUUGUUGUUCCAAAGCUUGACAAGGAUGAUCAAGAAAUGUUCUUUUCUGCUGUUUUAGAGAAGCCUUCUAGGCCAUUCAGGUGAUUUUAUAAAUG